Messenger RNA from Polychytrium aggregatum, 330 nucleotides. RefSeq lists its product as uncharacterized. Lineage: Eukaryota; Fungi; Chytridiomycota; Chytridiomycetes; Polychytriales. The record is from RefSeq and is a predicted model, not a curated record. The annotation marks the transcript as partial. The transcript has a single exon.
GGCAGAUGGCAGAUGGCAGAUGGCAGAUGGCAGAUGGCAGAUGGCAGAUGGCAGAUGGCAGAUGGCAGAUGGCAGAUGGCAGAUGGCAGAUGGCAGAUGGCAGAUGGCAGAUGGCAGAUGGCAGAUGGCAGAUGGCAAUCGGUGGCGCAAGUGACAAGACAGCAAGGCAAGACGGCAAGACAAGACAGCAAGGCAAGACAGAGGUUGGAUGCAACGGGAGGCGUCCGAGAGCAGACGCAGUGCGGGAGACGACCCAGUGACCGGGAAACAAGACACUUGCAGCAGCGGGGGUUGACAGGAACGGCAGUCAAACCAAGGCCAAAGCAGUGA